AUGCUACAAUAUAAAGUAAAGGAUAAGGUACAGCAAGAAGCUUUAUUAAAAAUUUUUUAUUUAGCAGGUUAUUUUAAUCAAACCAAAUUAUGGAAUGAUUUAUUAUUAUUUGAUAAAACAGGGCAUCGUGAGGAAAUAUAUAAUUCUAUUAUGCAAAGCUUGAAUAUCGCUAAUGCCGCACAGGAAGAUAUAAACCAAUUUAAUUCUAAAUUAUUACGGAAGAACUUAUUCAAAGAUAAUCCUAAAAUAGAAGUAGAAGAUGUAAAAGCUUGGAUAUUAUAUGUUGCACAAAACGCUUUUAACCGUAAAGCAGGUCAAGAACGUAAUGAACUGACUUCUCAAGGGUGGAUGGAUAAAAAUAAAGAACAAUAUAUUAACGCUGCUAAAGAAUUAGGUCUUAUUGAUGAAAUCUUACCUAAAGUACAAGAAUAUACCGAAGGAUGGAUUGCUGGUGCCUCGCGAAUUGGCUUAUUCGCACGUAUAAUUUAUUAUAAUAAAUUAAUAGAGCAAGUAAAAAUAAAAGGUGAUACUAUAGUCUUGGCAGGAGAAAGACCAUUAUGGGCUAAUCUUGAUGGCAUUAAUCCUAAGAUAUACCAAAAAUUAUUAGACGCUUAUAAUAAAAAGCUAGAUAUCAAUAACUUAGAUAUUGCUUUACCAAUAGGUGAAGAUGAUGAGCGUAUUAAAGAAGGUAAAGAAUAUAUAAGCUUAUUAGCUGAUAAAAACAAUAUUAAAUUAGACCCAGAUAAGCCAUUUAUUGAAUAUCAACAACCUCAAGAAUGUCCAAAAGGGCUUUUUCCUGGGAGAGUUUACCCUAAUUAUGCAAAUUCUCCAAGCAAAAAGCUGACUGAAAGCUUAAUGGGUAUGGAUUUAAUAAAUAGUUUUCUUAACAAUAAAGCUACUAUAAUAGAUACUGUAUCUAUAAAUCAUCAACGACCUAAUACUAUGAGUACUGCUCGUGAUGCUAUAAAGCCUUUGAUUAAAAAAAUUCUUAAUGGAGAAUUUGGCGAACAAAAAGAGUUUGAUAUUUUAUUGAUUAGUAACCAACCGUAUGUUAAACGGCAAGAAUUAGGUGCAGCUACCGCAAUAAAUGUCGAAUUAGAGCAGCAUCACAUAGAAGGAUAUAACAUUCAGGUAGUAGGGGUAGGUUUUAGUAAUAAACAAGAUAUUCCUACUAUACAUUCUGAAAUGGCUGCUUUAUUAGCAGAGCUAUAUAAACACCAUUAUCACCCAAUAAAGGCACCUAAUAAAUAUGUUAUUGAAGCACUAUUAUUCCAAACGCGUCCUUCCUAUCCAGAGGUAGAGUUUACACCGCCUGCAAUCAAAGAAAUAACUAUAAUAAGUCAAAUUAAAAUGAGCUUACAAAAUAUGUUCGAUAAUUAUACUGAUUAA
Rotaria sp. Silwood2 is the source of this 1389-nucleotide messenger RNA. The record is from the annotation of a GenBank genome assembly. NCBI's taxonomy places the organism in Eukaryota, Metazoa, Rotifera, Eurotatoria, Philodinida, Philodinidae.